AUGCCGACUCCAACAGCUGCAUCAAGGGACCUCCAAAGAGAGUUCUCCUUGCUGAGGCAAGAGUUGCAAGCAGAUCUUCAACGGCUCACCGCUCGACUCGACAAGCUUGAGAACCGCUUCGAUGGACGGCUCCAACUGCCUACAGCCAACUUGGCCACUGCCCACAGCUCCGAUGCCUCUCCUCGGUCAGGUGAUUCCCCCAGCGAGAAUGAGAUGAAGAUUGAUGUCCAAAACACGGAUCUGUCAAUGGUACAGCUGUCAAUGGUGGUGAACAAUGGCUUCCCACCAUCCCAGCCGGAGAUUGAAGAACCUCAGGAUGAGCAGGUGGUCGGCUUGGCACCAGCGGGUCCAUGUGACGUGACCUUUGCGAUCAUCCUCUUGCUCCUCAAUUUGGGCAUGCAAGUGGCCUUCUCUGUCAUUAUCCUGGAUGAGAACUUCAUUGGAUCCCCCUUCACCGAUCACAUUGACAAUGCUCGACGAACGCGUACGAGCAUUGCACAUGAUUACACACACAUGGAUUUGGCAAAGACCUCACUAGUGAGCCGGGUUUGCAGUGAGGAUGGUGCCUUGAUUCUGUCAACACCACAGGCGAAUUUGAUCCAACAGAUCAACAGCUUCUUGAGUUUGGGCCUGGAUCAAUUUCAGCCCGGCUUCUUUCAGGUGGGAUCUUUACUCUCCAUGCUUUGCAUCUUGCUGUGGAGCCUCUGUGUCUACAAGGAGUAUCGGAGCAUUUGGCUCACCUCAGAGGCUGUUUGGAGGAUCCCUCGCUCCAAAUGCACCCUCUUCCGGGACAACGAAUUUCAUACGAUUUCCACAGGUCGACUGAAGAUCUUACUCUUCACCUACGUGGCGCGAGCAGCCAUCGCAUCUCUGCUCCUGGGUGCAGGCAUUCGAUGGCUUGCGCAGACCACAUCCAUCUCCGAAUUGAUGUUGAACGCUGUCUCUCUGAACGCCAUCUUGGAUGUAGAUGAGUUCUUGUUUGCCGGCUUUACGCCGAUUUCCAUCCAGCUGGCGGUGCGAACGCUGGAGCCUUUGAAAAUGAAGUACAGCCGUCGUCGGAGUCAACUGGAAACCUGGAGUUUGUUUGUGUUGCUCGUGGGCACCAUCACUCUGCCAUACUUUGUUCUCUUGAAUCCGCUGGGUGAGCAGAUGGUCCAAGUGAAGCAUGAGCUCUGCGCCGGAAACCAGACCUUUGUGGUGGGACGAAGCACGGAGACGCAGAUGACGGUGGGACUGGUGACUCGGCAUCCCCAAGAGGCGUCGGAGCUCACGGUGACGGAGCUGGCAGUGGAGGAGCACAAGUUCAAUGGACCGAAUGAAGUGCCCUACUUGAUCAACUUCAUGGAAACGGACGUGCACUUCUAUGAGGCCCUCGGCCGAGACAUGGCCGCCGAAGUGAAGAACUGGGGGCUUUGCAUCGAGAAGGAGGUCCUAAUGCUUGGUGGUUUUUUCUACCAAGAUCCGCUGAUCACGCCUUAUUCAGAUCUCAUGCUUCGGCAAGCAGCGACCAGCCUUGGAACAGCAGAUGUGUCUCGAGGUUGUGCGGGUUUGAAGCACCUCUGCAACGAUCCCAAUGCACGCUUAUUGCGGAUGGUCUGUGGCCACACCUGCGGAUGUACUGAUCCUUUGGCCUCUGCAUGGCACAAAGUCACCGCGCAGGGAUGUAUCGCUGCAUGUUCACAGAUUGCCUUUGACGCGGCAGCUGCCACUUGCCAAGACAACAUUGAUUCGGAGAAUUGGGAGGUCUUUUGGAACUCUUAUCCAGAUGUCAUGACCGCCUUCUGGGGGAACAACGUGACGGAAUCCGCCGUCUAUCCGGUCAUGCUCUCGGUCGCAGACGCUAUGAAGUCCUCCGGAUGCUCCGCGUUGAUGGAUCCGCAAUGGCAAGCAGAGCCUGGGGUCAACCACAGAUGGUGUGAAGGUUAUCCUCCUCUUUGGCGCCCUUUGGCCUGGCAAUGCCCUGAAUCCUGCGGAUGCAAAGACAUUACGCCCUUGCCGGCGUACUCUGAUUUGAACAACAGCUGGGCUGAACUUCUGCUGGACAGGUGCCCGGCGAAGGUGGUACAGCCUGAGGUCCGUGACCGGCUGCUAGGCGCCGCGAUGAAAGCCUUGCUGCGGGAGGAGGAUGAGGUGGUCUCCACCGCCGCUCGGCUGGUGGCAAAGCUCACGGCCAUGGGCGAGCAGCUGGCGGACGAAGGUGAGGAUCUGCUGGGCAGCAUGUGCCAACGCCUCUUCCGCCUCAUGAAGGAGCAGCCAAGCUUACUGGACCGCAGAGGGGAGCUGAUCGUGCGCAAGAUCUGUGGUGCUCUCGUCAAUCCAGGCGUCGAUGUCCAGCGCUUCUUUGCCACUGCCGCAAAAGCCAUCAACGCAGAGGAGGACAAGGCCUUUGCAAGGCGCUUGGUGCAGGUGCUGAACCGUGGCUUGUUGAGGGGUCCUGAGACAAAGACCUUCCGGGCGCAAUUGCAGCUCGAAGCACGAAGAGGUCGAGAAAGCGAUGAACUCCGGCCAGAGUUGCAGAUGGCCUUGAUGCACGCUUGGAUGGUUUGCCCCGUGAGCUCCUUGGCUCUGAGCUUUUGGAUGAAUGAGUUUGAGUUUGCAGCAGGCUUGGCAACUAGGCUCGCAACGGCAGAACGGACGACCGAGAUUGAGGUCGAGCUCAACGACUUCGUGGAGCUUUUGGAAUCGCCAGUCUUUGGCGACGUUCGCUUGCAAAUGUUGGGCGCGCAGCAUCGUGAAAAGGCCCUGCUGAGGGCGAUGCUGCAGCUGGGAGCGCUCCUGCCAAAGGAGAAAAAGCUGCAAGGCCGACUUCAAGUGCUGGAGAUUGGAGUGCUUUUGGAUCGGGUCACUGCGCAGGGCCCCGCCUCCAAAGCUAAGAGCUGUUCAGAGGAGGCUAAAGCGUUGUUGGAACGCUUCGAUGAGAUCUGUGAGCACAAAGAUCAUCGCUGGAAGGAUUGCAUCCUCUGA
Durusdinium trenchii is the source of this 2964-nucleotide messenger RNA. NCBI's taxonomy places the organism in Eukaryota, Dinophyceae, Suessiales, Symbiodiniaceae. The record is from the annotation of a GenBank genome assembly.